UAGUGACACCGGAUAUAGCUAAUCUGGUGAUUCACCGGAAAACACAUUCUGAUCCCCCUUUCUUAGGAAACUAUUAUCCCGUCUGCGUCAGCGAACAGCUUGAUAGCAAAUGUUAAUACAUGCUGUUGAAGACACUAUGAAUUCCAACAUUUCAAGAUUGGUCCUUUGUUUUGCUUUGGUUGGUCUUGUGAAUUUACAGUUGCUGUAUGAUGGACAUUCGGAGAACCAAGAAUGUGAAGUGAUGGAGAUGCUGAGGAAAGCACUGAGCGAUGGAGAAAAUCUGCAAACCCAAGUUACUCAGUUGAAUAAGGAAAUACAAGUGUUGAAAAGAUGGAUGAGUUGUCCACAGAGCUGGAAGUCGUAUAAUAACUCCUGCUACAAACUAUUCUUGUCGAAAGAAUCCUGGAGCGAUGCUCAAGUUCGGUGCUCUUCCUAUGGGUCGGUAUUAGCAGAGAUAACAACGGCCGAAGAAAAUGCCUUUAUUGUGAACACUAUGCUACACAAUGCUUCCACGAUUUCGGUUGGUGUUUGGGCAGGAGGAACGGAUGCCAGAAAAGAAGGGGAGUGGAUAUGGUGGUCCACCAACACCACAAUGUCAUUUAUUAACUGGAGAGAUAAUCAACCUGAUAAUUGGUCUGCAACUGAAGGUGAACAUUGUUUAGAAAUGUCAAAAGGAUAUGAGUGGAAGUGGAAUGAUUAUGGAUGUCACAGAGAAAUAGAAUUCCUUUGUGAAAUUGAAGCAAACUACUAGAAAUACAGAAAAGAUCAAUUUUGUGGCCUGAAACAUCUAAUCAGAUGUGGUCUUCGCAAUGAUAUGAUUUCUUUUACUCAAACAAAGUUGGACAUUAUGGACAUUUAACAGAAAUAUUCAUGACACUUAAUGAUUUUCUUUUCACUAAAACUCUAACAGCUAAUAAAUCAGAUGCCAUAAA
Molecule: messenger RNA, 932 nt
Organism: Ostrea edulis (European flat oyster)
Lineage: Eukaryota; Metazoa; Mollusca; Bivalvia; Ostreida; Ostreidae
Product: perlucin-like protein
Exons: 5
Coding region: 110-751 (213 amino acids)
Molecular function (GO): signaling receptor activity
Source: RefSeq, a predicted model, not a curated record